CGCUGCAGCCAUGUCGGAUCUGGACUCCGAGGAUGCCGGCGAGUCCGGGGAGGCCGUGGGAGACAUCGGGGAGUACGAAGGCGAUCGCAAUUCCGAAGGGCAGCGGCAUGGAUUUGGGAAGGCACGGCUGCCCAAUGGUGACACCUACGAAGGGCAAUACGAGUACGGUUUGAGGAGUGGACAUGGGACCUACAGGUUUAAAAACGGUGCUCUCUACACCGGGAACUACCUUCAAAACGAAAAGCACGGCAAAGGUGUAUUUUUUUAUCCAGAUGGAUCAAAAUAUGCAGGAGACUGGGUGCAUGACCAGAAACAGGGCUAUGGAGAAUAUCUGUAUGCAAAUGGAGACACCUACACUGGAGAAUGGGCUAACAAUAAGAGGCAUGGGCAAGGCACAUAUGUCUAUAAAGACACAGGAUCUAAGUAUGUUGGUUGUUGGGUAAAUGGAAUCCAGGAUGGACCAGCUGAACUUAUCCACCUAAACCACAGAUUUAAGGGCAGGUUUCUCAAUGGAAAGCCUUUAGGUCACGGAAAAUUCAUCUUUGAUAUUGGAUGUGAGCAGCAUGGUGAAUACAUACAACCAGUGCAGGAAAAAGAUGAGGAGGAAGAAGAGGAGGAACCACAAUUACCUCUGGAACCAAUAUGGAAAGUGUCAGAAAUUACCAAAAUAACACCCUGGUCUCCCCAUGAUGAGGAGCUGCUACGCCCCAGAGAAAUAGCAGAGGCAGCAG
Sturnus vulgaris (Common starling) is the source of this 731-nucleotide messenger RNA. RefSeq names its product radial spoke head component 1 (gene RSPH1). Gene Ontology annotation, biological process: spermatid development; axoneme assembly. NCBI's taxonomy places the organism in Eukaryota, Metazoa, Chordata, Aves, Passeriformes, Sturnidae. The record is from RefSeq and is a predicted model, not a curated record. Gene Ontology annotation, cellular component: nucleus; motile cilium.